UUGUUGGGAACUCCGCCACAUGGCGGAUCAUGCUCUAAAUCCAUCGAUCUAAAGUUCGACAACAUCUCACAAUCUUGUUUCCAAUGGAUAUUCUUGUAAGCACCAGGAAGGAAAUGUGGGUUCACCAUGCGUUAAAUUUGAUGAGUUCGUAGUAGCUGUGUGAUGGAAGGGGAUAGAUGCAGUGAAAAUUCGAUAACACAGAGUCUGGAAAAGAUUACCAAUUGUUCGAGAAACAUUCUAUAAAAUGUUGAGAUUCUUCACAUCAUUCACGUUUACUUCUUUGUUUUUGGUUCAAUUUAGAUAUCCAUAGAAGUUUCUUCAUCAAUUACCACUUAUACUCUCCAGUCUAUUCAACCUUACCACUCUCACCAUCACAUCACGCUUCAUCAUGAACGCUAUCCUCGGGAACUUACCAAACGGUCAUGAGCCCAAGCCCAAUCAAGGUGUCCUAGCAUACAGAGCUCCUUCCCUCUUGCAACCUCAUCGAGCACGUGAUGCCAUUCGUGAUGCUCAUGAUGGAAAGAUUCCACCUCUCAUUGGAUUCUUUGUCGGUUUACCUUGUCCACCUAUCGCAAAGAUAGCAGCUCAGUUGGGUUAUGAUUGUGUGUGGAUUGAUUGGGAACAUACUUCUAUGAGUGUUGAAACUAUGAACCAAAUGGUUCACGAUGUUCAGUUUAUGAGUGAAGGAAAGAGUUUUGCUAUUGUUCGGUAUGUAUUCAUAUAGUGUCUACAAUGAUACAUCGAUUCUAACAAAUAUCAAGUGUUCCAGGGCAUGAUCACGCAUCUAUAGGUUAUGCUUUAGAUGCUGGGGCUUCCAUUCUCGUUCCUCAAGUCGAUACAGUCGAACAAGCCAAACAUAUCGUUUCAUCUGCCAAGUUUGGAGCCGUACGAAAUGGUACUCGUUCAGCCCCUCCUGCCCGUUUUUUAAUGGGCAUCUCCGAUACCCCCAUCGACUCCACCAAAACUAUCUGGGAAAACGUAAACAACCAAGCCGCCAUAAUAAUUCAAAUCGAAACUCUGCGGGGAAUUCAGAAUCUUGAUGCUAUCCUCACUGAAUGUGGUGAAAAUAUUGAUUCCGUCUGGCUCGGAUCCUUAGAUGCGCGUGUCAGUAUGGGUUUACCUGGUAUUUGGGGUGAUGAGAAGGAAUGGACUGAUGCGAUAGCUUUGUAUGAGAGCACGCUGGCGAAACACAAUAAGCCUGCGAGUGGGCUAGCCAUGGGUUCUUCUACGGAAAUCAAGGUAGAAGCAUCAAGGGGAAAGAGUUUGGUGGUUACCGGAAGUGACAUUCUUCCUUUGAUGAUGCAAGCUGCAGAGGCUGUAGAGAUGCGUCAACAUUUAGUGGCUCAUGAUCACAGUAAGAUUUUUAAGAAGUAGUGAUUGCUGGGGAAAAAAUGGUGUAUAAUAAAGUUGGGAGACAUUUCAACACAAAUUAUCAAUGGAGAGAAAGCAUUAUCAUGUAUUAUAGAGAUUAGACCAGCCAAGAAUUGAAAUAUUCUCACCCACC
Molecule: messenger RNA, 1504 nt
Organism: Sclerotinia trifoliorum
Lineage: Eukaryota; Fungi; Ascomycota; Leotiomycetes; Helotiales; Sclerotiniaceae
Source: the annotation of a GenBank genome assembly